AGCGAAAACAGAGAGUUCAAGACUUCCUAGAAGAAAUGGCGGAUUUUCCCACAACGUCUAGCUUACUGCAAAUGGGGAAGUUUUGUCUUCCUCAUUUGGCUUUCUCCUAUUCAACCGUCCCAUCAUAUUGCUGCUUCUCUGUAUCUCCUGCUGGAUAGAUAUGCAUUUUUCUGGUUUUGGAGCUAACAUUUGGCACUCUUACCCAACAAGGCCAACAUGAGGUCUUCUUCCGCUUCAAUGGCUGCCAACCGUCAACAGGAAACAUAUAUUCGUGCUCGGGAUAAUCCUUUCUUUGAUGGUAUGAGAAGAGGAGAGGCAGAAAUAAUGGAUAAAGGUAGUAAUUUUAAUUUGAAUGAGAAGAUUGCAGGUGAAAGCAUAAUGCGUACUGCUUCAGAUGUUAGUUCCAGAAGAUCUAGAAAGAUCACAAGUGAAGUACUAGAAAAUCCCUCUAGCCCAUUAAAAACUUCACCCUCAGAUAUUAUUCUAGAACAUUAUGGUCGAUCGGCUUCCAGUACAUGGUCAAGGAUUUCUGAAGCUACUUCAUCUCCAUUGUCAGAACACCAGUCGGCACUGAAGUUCGGAGUUGAGGAUGUAAAUGAGUCACAGAAAGAGCACCCUCCAAAGUCUAGUCAAGCAAAUGAAGUGACUCAAACUCUGGCACUUACAAAGCCCAUGAUCGAACAAUCAUACAGCGUGAACAAGGAUAGAACAAAUCUCUCUAAAGUUCCACUUCCUCCAUCAGCAGCAUUAUUUUACAAUGGGUAUUCACCACAAAUGGAAGUUGUUGAAUCAUGUCAAAGUAUAUACAAGCUAAAUAUGUAUCUAAGAGCUCGAAAGGAUGAUGUCAAUGCUGGUGUGCCAGGAAGGUUCUUGCAUGCUGUAAUAGGACCUGACAUCUGUGAUGUUGGUUCUGUUGCUUCAACAAUCAUGUAUGCCUUUUACCUGAAUGAAUCGUUACAGAACAAACUGUUCUGCACUGUGCCUAUAAUCAACAUGACAAGGGCAGACAUGGAAUCUCGAGCUGAGCUGAAAUGGCUGCUUGAUGCAUGCCAUGUAGAUCAGUCAUCACUGGUGUUUCUUGAUGAGAUUGACUUAUCCUAUUAUGAUUUAUUUGGAAGCCUUAAACUAGUUUUACUGAACUGCAACAAGCUUCCUGCUAGACAAGAAGCAUUAAAAGAAGCCUUGGUUGAAAUAUUCAGUUGUUCAAAGCAUGAUGAUGGCUAUUCUUGGGUUAAAAAUGCCACAUUUGGAGAGGAAGCAUCCUGCUCUACACUUAUUGCUGAAAAGUUUCUGCUUACCACACCAGAGAUAUUGGCUGGGCAAAGAUUCAGCCGACUUCUGCUAGCCGGCAUCCUUAUGGAUACUGGGAAUUUGAGAAGUCCUCUUUCCACUUCCAAAGACAACUACAUGGCAACCUUGUUGAUUAAUGGGGCCGGUCGAUAUGGUUGCAAUGGACUUUACCAGAUCUUGAGAUACAAAAUGUAUGAUGUACCUGAACUGAGCAUUGGGGAAAUCCUGCAGAAAGAUAUCAAAAAAUGGACAAAAAUAGGUAAACUAAUCAGUGGUAACUCUAGAUUGACGGUGUUAAACAUUGGGAUGAGUUCAAUUGGAAUAUCAAUUGCACAGCUCCUUUCACUUGAUUCAACUUCAAAUCUGGAGAUUUCACAUUUUCAGCGCUUGGAGAAACUUUCCCUCCUCCUAAUUGUUUCUGGAUAUCACGAUGCUGAGAAGAACUUUAAGAGGGAAAUCCUGGUCUCAGCUGAAUCAGUUGAACUCCUGAAAAACCUGAUCCAAUUUAUGAAAUCAAGUGCUCCUGACCUGCCGCUUAAAAUUUUGCAUCAUCCAGAUCUAAGAGAGGAGAUGAAAGCAUUUGAAGUUGACAGAGUCACAUCUCGCAAGACGAUUGAGCGACUCUUGGAAGAAUAUAUUGAGGUUUCAAAUUGACCAAAGAUUUAUGCCUGAUCUACACUGGUGCCAAACAUCUAAAUACAGAAAUUUCAAGUUCGUUUGGCCACAAUCCCUUGCAGGAAGUUUAAGCAGCUUACAACCCCCGCCACCCCUUUUCUCUGUCAGUAUUUUGUCCCUGUUAAGACUUAUUCAUACAUUUGAUAUUGUCAAUGAUGUAUAGCAUGUAUAGAUAACCUCUCUGCACUGAAAAGGGUUUAUGAGCCUUCAGCUACCGGAUAUGAGAUAAUUUUGUCUUUGCUAAAGGGGAAAAAAAAUCAAUUCACUUAAAA
Coffea arabica (coffee) is the source of this 2237-nucleotide messenger RNA. RefSeq lists its product as uncharacterized. The record is from RefSeq and is a predicted model, not a curated record. Gene Ontology annotation, molecular function: exopolyphosphatase activity. Gene Ontology annotation, cellular component: cytoplasm. NCBI's taxonomy places the organism in Eukaryota, Viridiplantae, Streptophyta, Magnoliopsida, Gentianales, Rubiaceae.